Molecule: messenger RNA, 3948 nt
Organism: Dipodomys ordii (Ord's kangaroo rat)
Lineage: Eukaryota; Metazoa; Chordata; Mammalia; Rodentia; Heteromyidae
Gene: Dennd10
Product: family with sequence similarity 45, member A
Exons: 9
Coding region: 41-1114 (357 amino acids)
Biological process (GO): regulation of early endosome to late endosome transport; protein transport
Cellular component (GO): late endosome
Molecular function (GO): guanyl-nucleotide exchange factor activity; small GTPase binding
Source: RefSeq, a predicted model, not a curated record
GGGCGGGGCCUGUGGCCGAGACUGCGGGCGGCGGCGGAAGAUGGCUGCGGCUGAGGCUACCGACACCCAGCUGAUGCUCGGAGUCGGGCUGAUCGAAAAGGACACAAAUGGAGAAGUUCUGUGGGUAUGGUGCUAUCCUUCCACGACAGCUGUGUUAAGGAAUCUGCUGCUCAGAAAGUGCUGCCUUACCGAUGAACGCAAACUUCUUCAUCCCUUUGUCUUUGGUCAGUACAGAAGAACAUGGUUUUAUAUCACAACAACUGAAGUUCCAGAUUUUUCUGUCUUGCAAAAGGUGACUCAUUUUUCUAUUGUUCUGACCGCCAAAGAUUUUAACCCAGAGAAAUAUGCUGCCUUCACUAGGAUAUUGUGUAGAAUGUAUGUGAAACAUGGGAGCCCAGUUAAAAUGAUGGAGAGUUACAUUGCAGUUCUCACCAAGGGGAUAUGCCAGAGUGAAGAAAAUGGGUCAUUCCUUAGUAAGGACUUUGAUGUUCGAAAGGCAUAUCUGGCAGGUUCCAUCAAAGACAUAGUAUCUCAAUUUGGAAUGGAAACUGUUAUAUUACACACUGCACUGAUGCUAAAAAAACGAAUUGUCGUCUAUCACCCCAAAAUAGAAGCUGUCCAGGAAUUUACCAGGACUUUGCCUGCCUUGGUGUGGCAUCGACAAGACUGGACUAUCCUGCAUUCCUAUGUGCACCUCAGUGCCGAUGAGCUAGAAGCCCUGCAGAUGUGCCCAGGUUACAUUGCCGGCUUUGUAGACUUGGAGGUGAGCAAUAGACCAGAUCUUUAUGAUGUGUUUGUGAAUCUGGCUGAUAGUGAGAUCAGCAUCGCUCCACUUGCAAAAGAGGCCAUGACGAUGGGCAAACUGCACAAAGAAAUUGGCCAGCUCAUUGUUCAGUCUGCAGAAGACCCAGAAAAGUCAGAUGGCCAGGUUAUCCAGGAUAUUGCCCUAAAAACAAAAGAAAUCUUCACCAACCUAGCUCCAUUUUCCGAAGUCUCCAACGAUGGAGGAAAGAGAGUCCUCAAUUUUGAGGCACUAAAGCAGAAACGAUUUCCACCAGCAACAGAAAACUAUCUAUACCAUCUAGCAGCAGCUGAGCAAAUGCUGAAAAUCUGACUGUGAGCCAGACUGUCUGGUCGUCUGAUGUAAAGGUUUCCUUUCAUUCUGAUUUUCCAUUAACGAUGUAAAUUACUGAAGAUUACAGAGGAAAUGUUCUAUUUUUAGCAAUUUAUUUGAAAGUAUUGAGAUCUAACCCCAAAAGCCCUGAAAAAACACUCGUGAUUUCCUCCCUGCCUGCUGUCCAUGUGGGAGUGUUGUUUCUACUACAUCUGGUGUGAGCCAGCGUCGUCUUGGAGUGAGGGAAGAGCAGAUCCUGCAUAGGCAAAAGCCUCAGUACACAUUCCCUUUUGCCUCCUCAUGUAGCCAUAAACUAACAUUAAUUUUUCAGAAAGCUGCCUGAAGUUUUGCUUUGUAUUCUUCCAGGAAGAACUGUAAUGCCUCAUGAGGAACUCUACUUUCUGAGCCAAACUGCUAAGUUUUCUGCAGAACUGUCUAGAUCAUCCAAGAGGCUCUGCAGUUGCACCUUCUUGUAAAAGAUUUUUUUUCUUGGCCUUUGAACGUUUUGCCUAUAUUAUGAGGGUUUUGCAUAGAUUUUAUACUUCAGUAGACUUUAAUAAUCCAUAUUUAUACUGCACUGAUAUAAGCAUUUGGCAGAUUUAAGUCAACACUCUAAAUUUAAUCCUGCUAUGGCAACAUUUAGGAAAGAAAUCAGUCCUUGUCUGGUAGCAUACAUAGAAGGCCCUUUCAGUAUGAAUCUCUGGGCCUGAAACAAAGCCUUCAUGUGAUUGGUAAGGUAGUGACUCAGUUUUUUGCAGGGCCCAUGGCCAGAGAAUGUGAACAUCUUCAAAGGCUUCAGUAAAAGUAGUCUGUACCUUUUUCAUAGUUGAAGACCUUACAUUUGCCAAAUAAGCAGAGGUCUAAAUUAUAUACUCAUUUCAUUAUGUCUACUCAUAUUGAUUAGGAAAGGUUACACUCAGUACUGUUGUCCUUUGGCAUCUUACUUGGAAACAUGUUUGCAAAAAAAUUGUAGUGGAUUUUUUUUUCUUGUUCUUCCACACUCCUUAAGUAAAAAUGAAAAAACAAAAACAAAAAACCCCCAGGUUUUCCCCUCCUUCCUUGGGUGGGGACAGUGAGGACCUGGAAUGAGAUGAUGUUUACUGAGGCCAGCAAGUGAGAAUUAAAUUUGCACUUUGUGACAAACAAUACUAAUGUCUUUUUCUCCCUCAUUUUUUCUCAUAAUUAUUCUUAGCUACUGAUCAGAAAAAGAAAACCCUUUUCUCCCGUCCUAAGGCCUCAGGGAUUGUGUGGUUCGUCUGUAUGAGAGCGAAAGCCUUUUCCAUGUCCUCCAUCUCUGCCUGCUCCUCUCUUUGACAAGGUUUCCACAUACCUGCUCGAUGAUGUCAGCCUUUGCCCAUCCUUCUCUACCAUUAAUUUUGCUUAGUGUAUACCUGUGGCCAGACAAACCAUCUGGCAAGUAAUUAUGGAUUCAUUUUGGGCUUCUCUGAAAGUCCUUUUUAUGAAAAUUGGAAAUAACCCUUCAUUUUGGCUUAAGAAAAACUGAAAGGUACAAGAUUCAGUCUUUGGUGAUGUUAGAAACAUUGUUUCAACAUCCAAACAGGGACCCACCUUCUGCUAUGUUUUGGACUACCUGAAGGGCAAAUGGUGCCUUGAAGAGUUUACUGGGGAACAGGAUCAGCUCACAGGCUGAUGUACUAAUGUAGCCAAGGCCAGACCUGACAGGAGGGGGACAGGGUAAAAUGGAAUCCUGUGGCAAGGGCAUCUUGGAAACCUGGAGGCAAGGAUUAACAUACAAGUCAGUCCAAAGCAGAAGGGACAGCUUACAGGAAGGCCUAGAGAAGCCCACAGUGCAGGUGAAAACAAGAUGCUGAUUCAGAAUGAGGAGAGGAACUUCCAAGGAAGGUAACGGUUCCCCAGGGCCAAGUGAAUUGAUUUGGUCACCUGGCACUGGAAGCCCAACCUUGUCUGCAGGUGUGUGAAGAGCAGCACCAGCAGGGGGCACUACUGCGCUGAGCUGGAUGGCAGCAAGACCAUGGUUGUCUGGACAGUUGGGAAGAUGAGGCAUCCUGUAGAAUGAGGUGGGGUGAGGGUGCCCGCAACACUGUUGCCUGAUGUGGAGACGCAGUGGCAUCAGAUGGAGGGAGCUGAGCCCAUGUGUGAGUGGACUGGCUUUGGAUCUGGCGGACACCCUAAUAGCCUAAUCAGGUCUUGCUCAGAGCCAGGAUAGGUCUAGGGGCCAUCAGCAUGGCAGUGUAGCCUUGGGAUAGGGGUACGGGUGGGAACAAUUCUCGGCUAACAAUGCGGACCAAGCCCCCAAGGCCCCAGUGCUGAUCAAGGCUGGCUCUGAAGGGCUUUUGUUACUUUCUUGAUGAAAUUGGCUUAGGAGGAACCAAUUGAAAGGGAAGCUGGAGGCAGAGGGGACCCCAGAGACAGAACAAGGCCCUGAGCCACAGAGGGAUCAGGAGCUGAAGCCAGCUGGCCAUACAGAACAGGAGGUACUGCUGCUGGUAAUGGCCAUGGCUGACCCAGUGAGGAAGCUAACAGGGUCCUGUCAGUGAGGAGCUGCGAGUGUGGCAGGUGGGUACUGGUUAUCUGGUAUUGCCAAACUGAGCAGGACUAACUAUGGCAGGCACUAGGGCUGGGGCUGCCUGGGCUCCCAAUCUGGAGAUGGGCAAGGGGCAACCUUCACCUGUAAUCUUUGAAGCAUUCCGUUUUAGAUGUUUAUUAGUACUUCACAGUGUCUUUUCCCAGGCAGGCUCCUCGAUGCCAGCUAGGACCCUCUUGUCCCUCUUCCAGCCUCAGAACCCAGCUCCAAGGCUAGUCUGUCUUGCAGGGGUCUCCUGAGACCUUGAAGGAAAGGAGGAUUCCAAGCA